This is a messenger RNA of Fibroporia radiculosa, 1758 nucleotides long. RefSeq lists its product as uncharacterized. The transcript has 14 exons. NCBI's taxonomy places the organism in Eukaryota, Fungi, Basidiomycota, Agaricomycetes, Polyporales, Fibroporiaceae. Bases 1 to 1758 code for a protein of 585 amino acids. The record is from RefSeq and is a predicted model, not a curated record. Gene Ontology annotation, molecular function: monooxygenase activity; iron ion binding; oxidoreductase activity, acting on paired donors, with incorporation or reduction of molecular oxygen.
AUGGCGGGAAUUCUCGGUAUACAUCCUGGAUCUUGCCGUAACAAUUUCAAACCUCGAGGGUAUAUAACGAAGCAGGAUCCAGGCGAGCUUGUAAAUUUGGGAAACAUGGAGGCACCGCACAUCCAGCCCGUUUUCGUCCUUCUAGGCAUUGUCUUCGUCACUUGGCGAUUAAUCAAGCACGUCUGGACUCCUGAAAGCGUGCUUCAUAGACUUCCAGGCCCUCCAAGAGCCUCCUAUCUGACAGGGAAUCUUCCUCAGUUCCUUUCUCGUCAUGGCACUGAAUUCCAGAGACAUGUGGCACUGGAUUAUGGCCUGGUUUCAAAGAUACACGGUCCUAUGGGUAGCAUCAUCCCAUACAUCUCCGAUCCCAAAGCGCUACAUUCGAUUCUGAUCAAAGAAGAAGAUAUAUUCCAGGAGACUGAUCAUUUUUUCACGGAAAACAACCUUCUAUUAGGACCCGGCCUCCUUUCGACUGCUGGAGACGUGCAUCGAAGACAACGGAAGUUGCUUCUUCCCGCAUUUUCGUCAACCCAUUUGCGAUCCAUGCUCCCACUUGUCUACCAAAUUGCGUAUAAGCUUCGUGAUGCCAUUUCGGCCCAGGUGAAGACCGAACAAGAAGAUAUUGAUAUGCUAUCUUGGAUGGGGCGUACUGCGCUCGAAGUGAUAGGACAAGGCGGACUAGGAUACUCCUUCGAUCCACUCGUCAAAGACGCAGGCGACGAGUAUGGACACGCUUUAAAACACUUAGUCCCGAGUAUGCAGCGGUUUUCUGGGAUGCGGAAUAUCGUCUACUUCUUCUCAAAGAUAGGCCCGGCUUGGUUCAGGCGUCUCUUACUGGAUAUGAUUCCGUAUCAGCAUCUCCAGACACUCAAAAAGAUUGUGGAUACUAUGAGCGAGAAGUCACAAGAGAUCUACGAGGCGAAGAAAGCUUCACUUUCGAUGGGCACUGAAGUGCUUCUAGAGCAGAUUGGAGAAGGAAAGGAUAUCAUGAGCAUUCUGAUGAGGGCAAACAUGGCAACAUCAAGUGCCGAAAGUCUCUCUGAAUAUGAACUCGUAUCACAGAUAUCUACAUUGGUAAUUGGAGCGACGGACACAUCUUCAAACCUAAUGGCUCGUAUACUGGAACGCCUGGCAGACAAUAUUGAUGUACAGGAGAAACUCCGACAGGAGAUUCUUGACGCAAAAGCUGGUCUCGGCCUAUCAUUCGAUGAUCUGUUCCAGUUGCCUUACCUCGAUAACAUUUGUCGCGAAACUCUACGUUUGGAUCCGCCUCUUGUGUUUACGUUCCGUACAGCAACACAGGAUACGGUCUUACCACUUUCAGAGCCGGUUGUUGCCAACGAUGGCAGCCUGAUUAAUGAACUUCCGAUUUCCAAAGGCACCAACGUGUUAAUCGGAGUCCUUGGCUGCAAUGCCAAUAAAGCACUCUGGGGCGAAGAUGCGUUCGAUUGGAAGCCGGAGCGCUGGCUAUCUCCUUUACCUAGCGCCGUUACAAAGAAUCCUAUCCCUGGGGUAUACUCUAACCUGCGGAAAGAGAUCCUGCAUACGAGAUUUAAUAGCGGCUUCAAGUUUUCAGAGAUGGAGAUGAAAGUCGUACUUUCUGUCCUUCUCUCUCACUUCAGGUUUCGUCCGAGCGGAAAGCCGAUCGAGUGGAACGUUGGGGUGGUGCGUUAUCCUACUAUCGGCAAGAUUAGUGGUGCACCACAAUUGCCGCUCAAAGUCGAGCCGCUCGAAUCUUCAUCGAGAUCGCUGGCCUGA